This is a messenger RNA of Nanorana parkeri, 1663 nucleotides long. It is a transcript of the gene KLF11, whose product is annotated as Kruppel like factor 11. Gene Ontology annotation, molecular function: DNA-binding transcription factor activity, RNA polymerase II-specific; RNA polymerase II cis-regulatory region sequence-specific DNA binding. The transcript has 4 exons. Lineage: Eukaryota; Metazoa; Chordata; Amphibia; Anura; Dicroglossidae. Gene Ontology annotation, biological process: regulation of transcription by RNA polymerase II. The record is from RefSeq and is a predicted model, not a curated record. The coding region runs from base 40 to 1593 and encodes 517 amino acids.
ACCUCUCCAUCCUUUGUUAUAUUGUAUCAGCCGGCCAACAUGCUGAACGUGACCAACGGCGACAGGCAGCAGCCGUCAGCUGUUGACUUCAUGGACAUCUGCGAGUCGAUCCUGGAAAGGAAGAGACAUGACAGCGAGCGUUCCUCCUGCAGCACAUUGGAACAGAAUGACUUUGAGGCCGUGGAAGCUCUAGUGUGUAUGAGUUCCUGGGGUCAGCGGUGUCACAAAGGAGACGUGCUGAAGAUGAGGCCACUGACUCCGGCUUCAGAUUCCUCCGAUUGCCUAAUGCAGUAUGAGUCCUCGCCACUCUUAUCUAAAGAUUUCCACUCUCUAUCCACCCUGUGCAUGACUCCUCCACACAGUCCAGAAUUCACCGAGCCGUGCUCAACACUCCCUCCUGCCUGCCAAGUGACAUAUUCCAAGCCAGUGACUGUCAUGUCCAGCAGUUCUCAGUGUUCCGUGUCCUCUUCGAACGCGUCCAAACCUUUGACUCCGGCAGUCCACAGCUUGUCCUCGCCGGGGUCUGAGGUGUCGGAAAGGUCACAGCCCUGCAGGGCAAUGGUCACAAGUGUCAUACGUCACACAGCGGACACAUCUGCCUUCCACCACCUACCCCAAUCUCCACCUAAAGCACCAACUAAAGCCCUGUCCUCCCGAAAGUGUGACAUCAAACAUUCCAAGUUCACCAAAGAGACUCCUGUCCAUGAGGACCUGACCAGAACCAGAUCUCCUAUGCACCUUCCACAGACUGAAAUUGCCGGUGCAAACGCUGGGAACCAGCACACGGCCAGCGUCCAGACGCAGCAACCAGUGAAAUGUGAAAGCGAACUCUCAAACGAGACCAGUCAUCUGGUUUCCGUUCCUGUUUCUAGUUCCCCUGUUCUCUGCCAGAUGAUUCCAGUAAACGGGCAACCUGGUGUCCUCUCGGCUUUUAUCAACACGCCCCCUCAAACCAUGUGCAAUACCAUUAAACCCAUUUUGCCCCAAACCGCCUCCCUUUCACAGCAAGUCCUUAUGGGCACCCCGGUGUCUCCAGGAACUGUUAUGUUUGUCCUUCCUCAGGCACCUGUCACUCAUCCACCUCAGCAUUGUCCACAGACUCUAAUGACAGUCGGAAACACAAAGUUAUUGCCUCUUGCCCCCGCUCCUGUAUUUAUUACGGCUGGCCAGACCAGCCCCCCACAAAUGGACUUUUCCCGAAGGCGCAACUACGUCUGCAAUUUCACUGGGUGCAGGAAGACGUACUUCAAAAGUUCCCACCUCAAAGCACACCUUCGAACCCACACAGGAGAAAAACCUUUCAGCUGUAACUGGGAGGGAUGCGACAAAAAGUUUGCCAGGUCAGACGAACUCUCUCGACAUCGGCGAACCCACACGGGCGAGAAGAAAUUCGCCUGCCCCCUGUGCGACCGCCGAUUCAUGCGCAGCGAUCACCUGACCAAGCAUGCCCGACGGCACAUGACCACCAAAAAAGUUCCCUCCUGGCAGCCAGAGGCCGGGAAGCUGAACAGGAUAACGACGUCUGAGCAGACAAGGAAUCCCGGGCCGUCUUUAAGCAUGCUGGUGUCCAUGACCCCCCCGGUAUACGAGUGACUGAACAAAUCCAUUCUAAUCAAAUGAAGCCUUUCGAUUCCCGCACUGAAUCACACAGAGACCUAAAACA